AUGCUACCAUCCGAGGACACAGUUAAUGCUAUUUUCCCCAAUCCUCUGCAGAACAGGAUGCAACCAGCAGACCCUGCCCCCACGAAGCGUCAACCCUUCCCGGCUUGGAGCGCAAUUGAAGAAACCAAGAAAGCUACCAACGCCGUAACCUCCGAAGCAUCCCGAGAAUUCGACCUCGCCAGCCAAAAAGCGCAAUCCAAGACCGGUCAUAUCGAGCCAUGGAGUGGGAAGUACUAUGCGGCUUGCACGUUUGGUGGACUGUUGGCUUGCGGCUUGACACAUACUGCCGUGACGCCGUUGGAUUUGAUCAAGUGUCGACGACAGGUCGAUGCGAACCUGUAUAAGGGUAACCUGGAGGCUUUUAGCAAGAUUCGUGCUGUGGAGGGGAUGAGGGGUGUGUUUACGGGCUGGAGUCCGACCUUCUUUGGAUAUAGCGCCCAAGGUGCGUUCAAGUACGGCGGAUAUGAAUACUUCAAGAAAUUCUACAGUGAUCUCGUCGGUCCCGAGAAGGCAGCGCAGUGGAAGACAUCCUUGUACCUUGCCGCUAGUGCAUCUGCUGAAUUGAUCGCGGAUGUUGCGCUGUGCCCAUUCGAAGCUGUAAAGGUGCGCACGCAGACGACGAUUCCACCGGAUAUCAGAGGAACCUUUACCGGGCUGGCAGAUGUCAUUUCGAAAGAGGGUUAUGGAGGUCUGUACAAGGGUCUCUACCCCCUCUGGGGCCGCCAAAUCCCCUACACAAUGAUGAAGUUCGCCUCUUUCGAAACCAUUGUUGAGAAAAUCUACUCGUACCUCCCGGGCCAGAAAUCCGACUAUAACAAAGGCGCUCAGACCGCAGUUGCUUUCAGCGGUGGUUACCUAGCCGGUAUUCUCUGCGCCGUGGUCUCGCACCCGGCUGAUGUGAUGGUGAGUAAGUUGAACGCGGGCCGGAAGCCAGGCGAGGCGUUUGGCGCUGCCAUGGGCCGAAUCUACAAGGAUAUUGGGUUCGGAGGAUUGUGGAAUGGAUUGUUUGUAAGAAUUGUUAUGGUUGGAACACUGACCGGCUUGCAAUGGAUGAUCUACGACUCAUUCAAAAUCUUCAUGGGCCUUCCGACGACCGGCGGCGGCCAAGAAAAGCAGUCAAAAUAG
This is a messenger RNA of Aspergillus chevalieri, 1125 nucleotides long. RefSeq names its product putative mitochondrial phosphate carrier protein. The record is from RefSeq and is a predicted model, not a curated record. The coding region runs from base 1 to 1125 and encodes 374 amino acids. Lineage: Eukaryota; Fungi; Ascomycota; Eurotiomycetes; Eurotiales; Aspergillaceae. Gene Ontology annotation, cellular component: mitochondrial inner membrane. Gene Ontology annotation, molecular function: phosphate transmembrane transporter activity. The transcript is spliced from 5 exons. Gene Ontology annotation, biological process: mitochondrial phosphate ion transmembrane transport.